Molecule: messenger RNA, 224 nt
Organism: Sphaeroforma arctica JP610
Lineage: Eukaryota; Ichthyosporea; Ichthyophonida
Exons: 1
Source: RefSeq, a predicted model, not a curated record
AUGAACACGGGUGUGAAUAUAUUCAUCAAGGUGACUAUGAACAUGGGUGUGAAUAUAUUCUUCAAGGUGACUAUGAACACGGAUGUGAAUAUAUUCAUCAAGGUGACUAUGAACACGGAUAUGAAUAUAUACAUCAUUGUGACUAUGAACACGGAUAUGAAUAUAUCCAUCAUUGUGACUAUGAACACGGAUAUGAAUAUAUCCAUCAAGGCGAAGAUGCACAG